Mixia osmundae IAM 14324 is the source of this 717-nucleotide messenger RNA. RefSeq lists its product as uncharacterized. The record is from RefSeq and is a predicted model, not a curated record. Gene Ontology annotation, molecular function: ubiquitin-protein transferase activity. Gene Ontology annotation, cellular component: nucleus; Smc5-Smc6 complex. The transcript has 4 exons. The coding region runs from base 1 to 717 and encodes 238 amino acids. Gene Ontology annotation, biological process: DNA damage tolerance; double-strand break repair via homologous recombination. NCBI's taxonomy places the organism in Eukaryota, Fungi, Basidiomycota, Mixiomycetes, Mixiales, Mixiaceae.
AUGCUCAAGCGGUCGUGCGAGAUUGCACAAGUCGAGACGAGCGAACUCGCAGAUGCGCUCACGACCAUCAACGCGACAUUGAGCGAAUUGGGCUUCGAGAUCCGGCAUACGAUCGAACAGAGGACGGGCAAAGCUUGCUAUGUCUUUGUGAACACGAUGGAAGACAAAGCCAGCGCUGCUUCGAGCGACAUGAAUCACGCAGAACUGAGCUACCUCAAAGUACUCAUUGGCAAGAUACUCGGCGAGCCAAGUCUGCGUUAUUGCAUCGAUCAUGCAGAAGCGUUACGCGCGUCGAAUGACAAAUCCAUCCAACCUCAGAUCACAAAGACGCAAGCGCAAAAGACGCUGUCCAUCUACAUCGCAAAGGGUUGGCUCGAGAAGAGUCCGAAAGGCAACUACUGCCUCUCAACGCGUACACUGGUCGAGCUGGGCAAGUUCUUCGAAGGCUACGAAGCAGAGACGCAAGACUGGCAGUGUGCUUCCUGCCUCUCUCCUGUCACCAUCGGCUACCAAUGUGCUAGCUGUCCCACGCGGCUACACAAGUUCUGCGUCACACGAGGAACAGGUAGACAGCACAUCUGUCCAAAGUGCAAAGUGGCUUGGCCUGCGACUAGCUCCCCUUGCCUCGUCAUCGGCGAAGACGCAGGAGUGAGGACGAAGCGUGCCAAAUCCGAAGAGCUUUCUUCUGGCGAGGCAGAAUCCGAGGAUGAUGUCUAG